Molecule: messenger RNA, 6026 nt
Organism: Strongylocentrotus purpuratus (purple sea urchin)
Lineage: Eukaryota; Metazoa; Echinodermata; Echinoidea; Camarodonta; Strongylocentrotidae
Product: transcription termination factor 2
Exons: 17
Coding region: 2377-4167 (596 amino acids)
Molecular function (GO): ATP-dependent chromatin remodeler activity; ATP binding
Source: RefSeq, a predicted model, not a curated record
AGAUUUGUCAAUGAUUUUUGUCAUUUGUCACUGAAAAAAGGCUUUGUAAAACGGGUUCCUGAUAAUAAAUAUGUACAUGGGUUUUUGUUAGUUUCAGAAGUCGUCUUUUCUUAGCUUUUGUUCUUGACUACUUUCAUUAUUUGGGUGGUUCCACCAUGUCUGGUGAAUCCAUAGAAAAUAGAACAUUCUAUCAUUGUAGCAUACUCUAUACAUUGAUGCAUGAAGGGAUCUUACCACUCGAGUAAGCCUCUACAAACUUAUGUAACUUCAUGACCUUGAUGUUUUUAUGCCUCUGCCAAAUAAAAGUUGGUUGUUUGUCCGUAAGUCUGUAUGUCUGUCCCGCUUCUUCGUUAGUGUGCAUCCUCAUAAUGAGAAAAAUUGAUUAGAUUUUGGGUAAAAGAAGGUCAAAUGCCAAAGGUUAGCAAAUCAAUUUCGAUGAAUUAAAGGUGUUUUCAACUUUGUUUUUACCAAAUCAAUGACAAUUUGAAGCUAUUUUAGCUCUGAUUUCAAAGCUUGAAACUUGUAGUGUGCAUCACUGUAGGGAGCAGAUUUUUGGAUUGUAAUGUCAAAGUUUAAAGGUUGUAAAGAUGAAUCGACAUGCAAAUAUGGGCUUUUUAUUCUCAUCGUGACAUUCCAAGAAUAAUUAAAGCCAGGAUUUUGACUGAAAGUAGACGGAGGCAUAUCGGAGAUGAAAUCACAUUUGUCUCAUUUGUAUGUAAUUUAAUAAAAGCUGCAUUUCAUGUAUCUCUAUACUCUUUUGUAUGUAAAGUUCCUGCCCAACUGUGCCUUUAUAUGUAAUUUACAGUUAUAGUAUUGAUAGUAUUGAACUAUUCAAAAAGCUUGCCUGAGUAUUACGUUUUAAUAUUUCAGUUCAAAUAUUACCAAGCUGUGCAGUAAGAAAUAGUUCUACAGUGCAUGGGAAUAUUUGUAUGUAUGUUACCAUUAAUUAUUGAAUAGACUAUUGCAGUCAAUGCUUGAAAACCUGUGCAAACUUGAAAGCAGAACUUGUGUUUUGGAGCACCUGUACUUACUUAUAUUGCUCAAAGUAUCAGUUAUAUUACAUAGUGAUAAUAAUGACAGAUGAAUGUAUGAAAUGCAUAAUAAACUGAAGAGUGUCUCUUAUCCUUUAAUCCAGUUAUAUAUUUUUUGUAAUUUUGUUGUACUUUUUUUGACAUGGGUGUGCACAGUGAAGUUGCAGUGUUAUGUGAGUUACCAGGUAAACUACCGGUAACUUGGGAAAGCAUUCUGUUACAAAUGAAGCACAUGAAAAGAAAAAUAAGCAUCUUAAAAAUGUAUUUCUCUAGCAGGAGUUAGGUAAAGACCAUAUACUACAUUUUAGAGUUCUAAAGCACCCCUGCAAUUUACAGUGCCAGUUUAAAUCAUAACAAAUCCUGUUCAGAUUUUGUAUUUCAAAGAUCGCAAUUCAAAUACCAUUGAGAUAGCAUUACACGUACCAGUAAUAACAAUGCCAGAUUAAAGUCGCCAUUAUUCUGUUCACGAUUUUGUACGCUAUUGAUGCCUGUAUCCAUUGGUUUCUAUGUGUGAGUGAAGUUACCACUUUAACAAGGCUUACAGAUAUUGUUUUGGGUUUGCAAAAAUUUUAAGUGACUGUUUUGAAUAGCUAGUGUUAAUACUUAAAUGUUUUGGUCCCAUCGUCAUGCAUCUGCUGGGUUGCUAUAGUCCUAUUUCAUUUUUAAUUUGCCAACAGUUUCUAGAAAGAACAUUGAUGAUAUUUCCAUUCUAUUCACAGGAGUUGCCUCUGCUGCUCAUACCAGUGGUAGCCACUUACCGGUAGGUGGAAGCUUACAACAGACAUCUAUCAAGCAACAUUUCCAGCCACUUCAGCCCGCGAGCCAGGCGAUGGCACAGCAACGGCACCAGCAAGCACAAGCAAUGUAUCUUCCUUAUCAAUAUGCAGAUCCAAUGUCAAGGCUUACAUCAACUGGCAUGAGGGGAAGGGGCAGGGCGGGGCAGCCCCAACUGUACCUGCAGUGCACCCCUCCAUGGCCUCCACCGGUGGUGGUGGUAUAGCAGGUCAGGUAAUGGAGCAGGAGGCAAGGUGUCUGCCUCAUACAUCCUGGUCACCCUGCUACGCUUGAGACAAAUGCUGUGGUCAUCUUAGUUUGCUCAAUGAGCUCCCAGACCAAGAGUCAUGUGUGACGGAGGAUAUUUAGCUUGACCUGGUCAGUCAGAUGAAAGAGAUGGGUCUGGGUGAAAGUGACCCAGGGUCGGGUCAGGUCAAUCCUAAGACGACCUUCUACCAAUCCAGCUUCUCAAGUACAAAGCCACAUAACGGUAGGUGGAAGCUUACAACAGACAAGCAUCAAGCAUCUAUCAAGCAACAUUUCCAGCCACUUCCAGCCAACGAGCAACACAAUGGCACAGCAAGCACAAGGAGUUGCCUCUGCUGCUCAUUCCAGUCGGAGCUUACAACAGCCAUCUAUCAAGCAACAUUUCACGGUAGUUCGGCCCGCUAGAUACACAAAGGCACUGCAAGGCCUCGAACAAGCUCUUGAAACUCGCCCAUCUGAGGAGACCGAGGCAGAUGACCCCAGCCACCUCGAAGUCACUCUCAUGCCUCAUCAGAAGCAAGCCCUCGCUUGGAUGUUAUGGAGAGAGGCACAAGAAAGUCCAUGUGGAGGAAUUCUGGCUGAUGAACCGGGGCUUGGUCAAAACGAGACCGUGAUCUCACUUGUAAUCAAGGCAGUGGCAGCAAGAAAAGCACAAAAAGGAACAGAAACACCACUGAGCUCUCGUGAGAUGAAUGAGGCCUUUAUACGAUCCACCUGCACCCUGGUGAUAUGUCCGGCAUCCCUCAUUGACCGGUGGGUCAAGAAGGUCGAACGUUGUUGCAUGCCUGGCCAGCUACACAUCCAUUCGUACCAUGGACCAAAUCGGGAGAGGCAUCCAGAGGAACUAGCCAAGUAUGACAUGGUCUUCACAUCCUAUAAUCUGAUUAGGAGCGAUCUUCUGGAGGAUGACAAGGAACCAGUGAAGAAUGAUGAAGCAUCGACUGGUAGCAAAAAUCAACCAGCCCUCCUGCGUGUGUUCUGGGAUCGCAUCAUCUUGGACGAGGCCGAUAACAUCAAGAACCAUAAGAGCCAGACGGCCAUCGCUAUCUGUCGGCUGAGGGCCCGGGCACGGUGGGCUGUAACAGGCUACCUGAUCCAGAACAGCACCAUGGAUAUGUUCUCACUCAUCAGAUUCUUGAAAUUUACACCAUUUGAUGAAUAUGAGGUGUGGAAGAGCGAAGUAGAGAAUGCAGGAUCGACCAAAUCAGAGACACUUCAAAAACUGGUCAAGAGUUUAGUCUUGCGGAGAACCAAGGACCAACAGACUAGUAGUGGGAAUCCAAUCGUUUCUCUGCCUGAGAAAGAGAAAAAAACUCACCUGAUAUCUCUGUCAGAUGAAGAGAGAAAGAUCUAUGAUCAGUUCCUCCAGCAAUCCAGAUCCACGUCUAACAAGACUAACAUCCUGGUCAUCCUGCUACGCUUGAGACAAUGCUGCUGUCAUCUUAGUUUGCUCAAAGAGCUCCCAGACCAAGAGUCUUGUGAGAUGGACGGUAUCGAGCUUGACCUGGUCAGACAGAUGAAGGAGAUGGGUCUGGGUGAUAUGACCUUGUAUCCACCCAGCUUCUUAAGUACAAAGAUCAAGUUUGUGAUCAAUCUACUAGAGAAGAUCCGUGCCGCAGGUCCUGCAGACCGCCCUGAGAAGAGCGUCCUUGUCUCCCAAUGGACUGGAAUGCUGGAUGUGGUAGAACACCAUCUCAAGGAGGCAGGCUUCAAGUGUUGGAGUAUCGAUGGUGAUGUCUCACCCAAUGAACGAGAUGAGGCACUGAAGGAUUUUAAUUACAACCCCAGGGGUCGCCAGAUCAUGUUGGUGUCGUUGAGGACCGGCGGGGCUACCUUGAACCUCAGCGGGGGUAAUCAUCUCUUCUUCCUCGAUAUGCACUGGAACCCAGCCUUAGAAGACCAGGCCUGUGAUAGGAUCUACAGAAUAGGGCAGACCAGGAAAGUCCACAUCCACAAGUUUAUCUGCUCUGACACGAUUGAGUACAGAAUAUCAGAGCUACAGAAAAAGAAAAAAAAGCUUGCCAAUGAUGUACUCACAGGGUCCCAGGAGAGACUCAGUGGUGCAGAUCUGGAUUUCUUGUUUGGCGUCCAGUAGGUACAUGAAGCAAAGUGACCAUUGGCCCAGGUGACCUCCGACAUGGAUGACCUUUGACUUAGAUGAUCCUUCACCCUGUAUGACUGUCCAUCUAGAUUAAAGCUAGUAGUCCUUGAAAAUUGCAAUUUAGGGGGAAAAUAAUUUGCAUAUUAUUUUAACUGAUAAUUUUCUGCAUGGUAAAGAUGUUUUGAAUGCCUUUUUUACGGGAUUCCGUAGGCAGUCUGACACAAGGGAAAGAAAAUACUUAAACGAUAUAGAAAUGUUUGAAAUAUGUUAUUCCUAGGACUGAAAAACCAGAAACUUUUGUGAAUUUUUUGAGUGGUAAAAUUCAUGAAAGCAACGGUGGUGUAAAAUUCUCUAUGAGGAUAUACAGAUCGUACUCUAUGUAAUAUUGGAAUGUGUUUUGUAUUUGAUAUCUCAAGUGCAAAACUUAUGUCAGUUGUGUGCCUGUGAACAUGAAAAAAUAAGUAAUUUUUAAAGUUAUUUUUAAUUUGUUUAUGAGUCAGGCAGUUGUUGCUGUUUUUAUUAAAGCAAGUAAUGAUAAUAGAAAAUAUAAUUGAUGUAGUAGGGUAUGUAGAAAACUCAGAUAUAUAUGGUGAAGAUGAACUAUAGAUUUCUGCCAACCAAUAAUAUAGAUUGUCUUGUCACAUAAUUGCAUGAAAUCAAAACAUAUCUUUACUGCCAAUGAAUUAAAAUUGUAUUACGUAAAUUUAUUUAUGUUGACAUUCUCAAUAAGGCAUUAAAGAGCUAUAUAACCUUGCUCUGUUGCAUUACUUUUAGAUAAACCAAUAAUUUCUCAGACUGCUGUAGUGAAGAUGAAAGCUCUGUGAUGUUUGGAUCAUCACCCUUUGAUGAUAUUGUUUACCCCCUCAUAUGACAUCAUCAUGCUCUUAAUUUAAGGAGUACAGUUUAGUAGUUAAUAAUGUCAUUAGAAAUCCAUAUUUUUCUUUUGAAAAUUCUUUGAUGUUUUAAAGCUGAAAGACUCAUUUCAGUUUUCCUCAAGAAAGGCCUGUUCUCAUCUGAGAGUUAAACUGUGGUUGUCUUUGAAUCUGAAUUGUGGAAACACACUACCAAUUAUAAUUAUAUUAAUAUUAGUGGGUCCUUGUAUAGCCCCCAUGGCUGUCAGACUUGACACUCCUGGCUCUCCGCAGUUCUUACCCCAGCUUUAGCAUGGCUGCCAUUAUGGCUCUCUAGCAUUUCAAGGAAUAAGUUCCUGCCCAGUUCCCAUUUACCACCUCUGGGUCGAUUGUGGCAAAUGUAGAAUAAUGUCUUGUGACAUUAGUGCCACAGCAGGACUCGAACCGCAAUCCACAUGAAUCACAGUCCAGUGAUGUGUCCUCUAGACCACGACAUCUCCAUAGUAUAGCUGGAAUGGUAAUUGUACUGAAGACUAUACACUUUUGAAUCCAGAUACACACAUACAUCUAUGUACAUUGUAUUAUAGUGGAACCUGAUUUUGAGACCACCUGUCCAUAAGAGAAUGCAUUUUUUUCCCCCCUGAAUUAGUGUCCUCAUUGAAAUCUGCAAUAAAAAAAAAAAAUUAAAAUAGUUUUCAAAGCUGAACAGAAAGACCACCUGCUUGUAAAGACCACAUUGUGUGUCUUUCUUGAUUGGUCUUUAUAUACAGAUUUUACUAUAUCUAUCCAUACACCAACUCAUAGGAAGCAUUGAGACCGAUGAAGAUGUGACUAAUGCCGUUGAAUUGGGUGGGGAAAAAGGGUUGUGAAAUAUGACUUGCCUGAUAUCCAAUAUGUAAUGAAUAUUGAAUGUAAGAAUGUUGUAUGUAUGGAUAUUUGUGCCUUUUUAUGAAGUUCUGGUCUUCACAUUAAAUCAUGAAUUCCUUUUUUCUUGGCAAAUAU